AUGGCAAGUGGAAGUGGUAGUGGUAGUGGUGCGGGUGAUAGCGGUGCUCCAGAUUGGCGCCAGAUCGUUAGGGAUGAGCUGCGUGCCGUUACGUCUAGGGAGAUAAAUCGGGCGUUACAAGCGGCCAUGCAGCAGCAGCGACAACCGGCGGUACCUCGACCCAUCCAUCAUCGAACUCAAAUACCUCGGGACCGCAUCGCUGCACACCAUCGGUUGUACGAGGAUUACUUUGUUCCACAGCCGCGGUUUGGGGACAACUUAUUCCGCCGACGUUUUAGGAUGAAGCGUCCACUGUUGCUUCGUAUUGUUGGCGCUCUAGAGCGUCGGUACAAUUAUUUCAGGAUCAGAGAAGAUGCAGUCGGUAAACCCGCCCACACGCCCAUUCAGAAGUGCACGGCAGCAAUCAGGCAGCUGGCAUACGGAGGUACGACCGACAUGUUCGACGAGUACCUCCACAUCGGCGAGUCGACUGCCCGUGAAUGUCUGGUGUUUUUUUGUCAGGGCAUUAGAGAGAUAUUCGGGGAUACCUAUCUUCAGAAGCCUACCCCCCAAGACUGCCAAGAUCUGAUGAAUAUGCACAGGGCUCAACACGGGUUUCCGGGAAUGUUGGGCAGCAUAGACUGUAUGCAUUGGGGAUGGAAGAACUGCCCAUCCGCCUGGAAAGGGUUGUACACAACCGGUUUCAAGAGCAAGCAUCCCACGAUUGUCCUUGAGGCGACGGUUCGAACAACGACAUCAAUGUCCUCCCCCCUUUUCAACGACCAAGAACUUGGUGUUGGUCCGGCCGUCGCCAACGGCAACCAACACAACAUGAGCUACUAUUUAGCGGAUGGGAUUUAUCCUAUGUGGCCCAUCUUCGUAAAGACGAUCAGAUGCGUUGUAGAAGAUAAGAAGAAAUACUUUGCGAGUCGUCAGGAGGCAGCGCGCAAGGAUGUGGAGCGGGCAUUUGGUGUGCUCCAGAGUCGAUGGACGAUAGUGAGGGUUCCAUCGCGGUUGUGGCAUAUGGAAUGCAUCGCUGAUGUCAUGUACGCAUGUAUUAUCCUGCACAACAUGAUUGUCGAAGAUGAAGCUGCAGCACUGGCUGAUUGGGCCAGUGACGAUGAUGAUGGUGCCGGUCUAAGCCACGGUGUGGCCAGCCCCAGUGGACGCAUGGGGGUACCCCAUGAAAGGGCCAAGCGGGUGCGUGCGUUUGGCGACAUGCGCUAA
This is a messenger RNA of Salvia hispanica, 1206 nucleotides long. NCBI's taxonomy places the organism in Eukaryota, Viridiplantae, Streptophyta, Magnoliopsida, Lamiales, Lamiaceae. The record is from RefSeq and is a predicted model, not a curated record.